CCGCACACUCAGCCAGCGCUGCCCGUGGCCUCUUUGGGCUUGGACUGCCAGCAUGAGGUACUCCUGGUGACACUGCCCCGUGUGCCUUUCUGGGUGUUAACUGCCAGCAGUGGGCACGUCUCGUGGGACACUGCCACGACCUGGCCACACUGAUGUCCCUUCCCAGCUGGGCUUUCCCCUCCCGCAGCUUUUCCUGGGGUCCUGAAAGGCAGUGGGCUGCCCUUCUCCGGGAAGAGGAAGAGGGACUUUAAGCCCUGCUGGUUCCACAUCUCACUCCCCUCCGGCCCUACCCAUAGGUCCCACAGGUCAGUGUCACUGUCACAUCCCCCAAAUAGCCACUCAGGGCUGAAGGCACGCUCUGGCAACAGCUUCCCUUUCCUUCCACACUCCACAACUACAGCCGCAACCAAGGAGGCAGGUAGGGGGACUCAUGGCACAGGAAGUCACACAUACCACACCCCAGUCAUAUACCCACAUGCUCCCGCACGCGUGGCACUCACUGCCUCAUGCUCUUUCCUGGUCCUCAGGCCCAGAGGCCAGUCCCUUCCUACUGGAGCGUACUGCCCAGUCCUGGGUUCCUGAGCCUUCCCCACUUCUACCCAGCACCCUCUCCAGCCUGGGGUCCGAGGCUUGGGCAUUAUAAAAGCCCUGGGAAGAGGGCCCCUGCCUCCCACCCCCAUCCUAGGCAAGGGAGGUGCAAAGGCCUACAACAUGGUUGCAGGCUGAGAAGCUUUAGAAACAGAGGCCCCCGGACUGCCAGAGCCUCAGUGAAGGGCCAGAGAGGCUCCUGGGAGGCUGAGAGACUUGAUGCUUUGCUGGGGACACUCUGGGCUACGAAGCCGUGGAUGCCUUGAACUCGUCAGCAAAGGCCUCAGGGGCAGUAGCAGAGGCCGCAGAGCGCACCGUUCGCCUGGGCCCCCGGUCCUCCGACCAGGCGAAGCUUCGCCGGCUGUUGGGAUCCCCGGCCGGGAUGCACUUCAGCACCGUCACCAGAGAUAUGGAAGGCGCAUGUUCCCCACGUUUCAAGUGAAGCUCUUUGGCAUGGACCCCAUGGCCGACUACAUGCUCCUCAUGGACUUCGUUCCAGUGGACGACAAGCGCUACCGGUAUGCCUUCCACAGCUCCUCCUGGCUGGUGGCCGGGAAGGCGGACCCUGCCACACCAGGCCGCGUACACUACCACCCUGACUCGCCUGCCAAAGGUGCCCAGUGGAUGAAGCAAAUUGUGUCCUUCGACAAGCUCAAGCUGACCAACAACCUGCUGGAUGACAACGGCCAUAUUAUUCUCAACUCCAUGCACAGAUACCAGCCCCGCUUUCACGUUGUCUAUGUGGACCCACGCAAAGACAGUGAAAAAUAUGCUGAGGAGAACUUUAAAACCUUUGUGUUUGAGGAGACUCGCUUCACUGCGGUCACUGCCUACCAGAACCAUCGGAUCACGCAGCUCAAGAUCGCCAGCAACCCUUUCGCCAAAGGCUUCCGAGAUUGCGAUCCGGAGGACUGGCCCCGGAACCACCGGCCCGGCGCGCUGCCGCUUAUGAGCGCCUUCGCGCGCUCGCGGAACCCCGUGGCCUCCCCCACGCAGCCCAACGGCGCAGAGAAAGACGCGGCCGAGGCACGGCGAGAAUUCGAGCGCGAAGCGGGCGGACCGGCCGUCCUCGGGGACCCGGCGCACCCGCCGCAGCUGCUGGCACGGGUGCUGAGCCCCGCACUGCCCGGGGCCGGCGGCGCCGGCGGCCUCGUCCCGCUGCCCGGUGCGCCCGGAGGCCGACCCAGCCCUCCGCACCCCGAGCUGCGCCUGGAGGCGCCCGGCGCGUCGGAGCCGCUGCACCACCACCCCUAUAAGUACCCGGCCGCCGCCUACGACCAUUACCUCGGGGCCAAGAGUCGGCCGACGCCCUACCCGCUGCCAGGCCUGCGGGGCCACGGAUACCACCCGCACGCGCACGCGCACCCGCACCACCACCACCCCGCCGUGAGCCCGGCGGCCGCCGCCGCUGCCGCUGCCGCCGCUGCCGCCGCCGCCGCCGCCAACAUGUACUCGUCGGCCGGGGCCGCGCCACCCGGCUCCUACGACUACUGCCCCAGAUAAUGCGGGCGUCCGCCGGCUGCUUCCUCGCCCGGGGUCCCCGCACAGCCCCGAGGGCCGUCGGGGUCCCCGUCCACCCAGCCCCAAGGGCCGUCCAAGAACAUGUUCCUUCAGCCCCGGGGGCCAGUGCGGGUCUCCCCUUCCCCAGCCUCGAAGCCAUCGGGGUCCUCCACUCUCUAGCCCCAAGGCUGUCGAAGGAUCUGGUUCUCCAGUCCUGGGAACCACCGCGGGUCUCUCCCCAGCCCGGAGGGCCACGGGGUCCGCGCCCGCCAGUGCCAAAGCGCCCGGUCAGCGGCGGAAGGAAGUGAUAUUUAUUGUUCUCCGCGAGACCGCGUCGCCCCCUACCCCCAACCCCCGGCCCGGCCGGCAGUUGCAGUGUAGACGACCCGAGAGCCCGUCUGCAGGCGGUGUAGAUACGUGUAGAUAUUUGUAGAUACUGUAGAUACCGCGCCGGCGCCGACUUGAUAAAGGUUUCGCCUCUUUUGGAA
Molecule: messenger RNA, 2576 nt
Organism: Mustela erminea (ermine)
Lineage: Eukaryota; Metazoa; Chordata; Mammalia; Carnivora; Mustelidae
Gene: TBX1
Product: T-box transcription factor 1
Exons: 8
Coding region: 808-2091 (427 amino acids)
Biological process (GO): positive regulation of DNA-templated transcription; cell fate specification; regulation of transcription by RNA polymerase II
Cellular component (GO): nucleus
Molecular function (GO): DNA-binding transcription factor activity, RNA polymerase II-specific; RNA polymerase II cis-regulatory region sequence-specific DNA binding
Source: RefSeq, a predicted model, not a curated record